AUGGCCGGUCUGCGUUCUCUCAGUUCCAGCGGGGCUCUCCUUUUCGUUUUCAUCGUUAUUUUUACGGUAAUAUGUGCUACGGUUCUGGGGCUGCGCUUCUGGGCAGCUAGAAUAUCUCGAAGGAGUUUUUAUCCGGACGAUGCUUUCAUAGGCCUCUCCUUUACGAGUACAUGUGUGUUGGAAGGUGUGGUCAUUUGGGCCAUCGUCAACGGCUGUGGGAAGCAGGCGGCAGAGCUCAACGCCUACGAGUUGGCCGUUCAGGGCAAGCUAUAUUUCCUGAGCGGGAUAUUCUGGCUACUUGGCUCCGUCUUCGUUAAGCUGGCUGUCCUUUGGCUCUACAGCCGAAUAUUCGUAACAGACCAGUUCAGGCGGUGGGCAUACGGUCUUAUGGGGAUAGUAGUCUGCUAUGGUAUCUCCUUCCUGGUCGCCUACCAGACGAACUGCCAUCCAAUCUCACAGCUGUGGGAUCCAGUGAAAGGUGGCUGGUGUCGAGAUGUGACCGGUGAGCAGUUUGGCACGAUUGGUGUUAACUUGGCUCUUGACAUUGCAAUUGUUACAUUGCCCAUGCCGACACUAUGGAGUCUUAACAUGCCACAACGGAAGAAGCUCAUUGUCACCCUCAUGUUCAGCAUUGGUAUCAUAACGAUCGCCACACUUGGGUGGAGGCUCGCUGUCACCAUUGAGGCCUCGAAACAUCCCCUCGACUUUUCUUACUACCUGUCGACUAUUGGCCUGGUCAGUCUGCUCGAGGUCUGGCUGAGCAUCAUUGUGGGCUGUCUACCUACCUUGGCACCGGUGUUCAACUUGAAGGUGAAGCCGGCAAUCAGCAAGAUGAGAUCUACAGGGAAUCACAGCAGCCAAGGAGUCGCUGGCUCGCACCAGCUGAGAAGUUUCAAGCAGAAACGUCCUAGAGGGUUAUACAGCGAGCUCGACGAGUCACGAGACAGAGAUUUCGUGGCAUUACAUGACCAUGCCCCGGGGAUGGCGAUCACGGCGGAGAUUACCUCAGAUCCUUAUUAUGGACAACCGAAGCUGGACGAAGGGCACCGCGUGGUUCACGUCCGAAGGGACAUUGAAUCUCAGCAAUGGUAUCAGGGAAAUGACUUGUACCACCCCGUGGGCCGUUGA
Molecule: messenger RNA, 1128 nt
Organism: Anthostomella pinea
Lineage: Eukaryota; Fungi; Ascomycota; Sordariomycetes; Xylariales; Xylariaceae
Source: the annotation of a GenBank genome assembly